AGCUUGGCAGAGGGCGGGCGAGGAGCUGCGGGGAUGGAGCGCGGUCUGCGCUUGGGCGCUCCGUGGGCAGCGGCGGUCGAAACGCGGCCUCUCCCCGCUCGUCCCGCGGCUCCGCCGGGGAGCGGUGUUGAGUGCCCGGGGAGACGGGAGGAGAGUGGCGGUGCGGUGCUGGAAGGCGGCGUGGUCCCGGGUCCGCCGAAACUUUGCCCCCCGACUGAUGGCUGCGGCCGGCACUGCCUUCGGGGCACUGUUGGGAGCCCCCAUAGCGCGGAGAGAGGCUUCUCGGGAGCGUAGCCUGCCAGAGAAGCUGUUGGAGGCGGUGAGGAUCCUACGCUGGGCAACUAAACUUUCGUAAGAUCUGGCAUUGCUUGGAGGCUGGUUGCUGCUGGUGUAUUGGAGGCACCACUGUUUGUCACUGCCUUUUUCCUAAUUAUUUGAUUAUCUCCUUAGCAACUGAAGUCAUUUGCAAGGUUGGAGCUAGGAUGUAUCUUAGUUUGCGAAGUAGGAUGUCAAAAAGGAGGCAUUGUUGUUUUGCUGAGAGAAUUUCUCUCGUGCUCUUUUAAGAGGGAGAAGAGCUGCAGAGUGAUUCCUUCAUGCAGGCAGCAGUGCCAUAGAUGGAUUGCUGCUGAUAAGCCCAGCUCAGCUUCAGUGGUACAUCACCCAGUUGUUCAUCUGCAUCUUAGCUUUCUUUAAGCCAACUGCAUUUUCAUGGGUGCAAAAAAAAAAAUUAAUCUGCCUUCAGAGAAAUUCAGUCUUCAGUGAAAGAUGAGUGGGAGAAAUAGUUUUAUGUAGGUGAAGUUAGUAGGACAAAUCCAUCUCUCCAACACUGCUGAGUUCUGGCCAGGUGCUGGCUACAGAGAACACUCAAUUUGCCAGACUGACCUCGGGGUCAGCUUGCUGCAAAGGUGAUGCAAGGCCAUUUUUCAUCACAGUUGGGUCUUGCACCAAGCACAAUUUAAGCCAGUUCUGGGAUUUAGUCCAGAAUAUCAAUACAUCGCCCAGAUGUAGUUCACCAGCAGCCUCUGCUCUCAGAUCCAUCAUGUCACUAAACCUCACGGAUUAUGAUGGCUGGGUAAUCCUGCUCUGCCCACUCAGAAAUGCUGAACACAGCUGCAGAGGCAGCUUUGAUGCAGGGAGUGCCUUCCCACCCUGGAGCGUUAAAAGCAGAAUUCAUCCUGGAUGCUGAGAGAGGUGACAGCUUCCCCACCACGGGCACACACUAGGAGAGGAAGUUUGUGCAGACCUUUCUUCUAACAGCACGUACAAUCUGUGGCAAGGAGUACUGGGAGCCAGCUAAGAGCCAGCGACAAUGUCUUUAAACUGCUGGGCACUUCAUACUCGACUUGGAGCCUGUAAGGUGAACUGCAGAGCACUGGCAUGCCUCUUGGUCUUUGCAGUGAGUGUCAGUGGCAGUGCCCCAGGGAUGUGUCCAACAGCCUGCAUCUGUGCCAGCGAUAUCGUAAGCUGCACCAAUAAGAACCUCUCUCGGGUGCCAGGAAAUCUCUAUAGAAGUAUGAAAAGGCUGGAUCUGAGUUAUAACAGAAUUGGAUUCUUAGAGCCUGAAUGGGUCCCAGUGCUGUUUGAGAAGCUGAACACUUUAAUAAUCAAUCAUAACAGCAUUAGCAGCAUUAUCACUGGAAGCUUUUCCACAACCCCAAACCUGAAGUACCUAGACUUGUCGUCCAACAGCCUGAAGACACUGGGCAGCCCUGUAUUUCAGGAGCUGGGGGCCCUGGAAGUUCUUCUGCUUUACAACAAUCAGAUAACGCAUAUAGAGUCUUCAGCCUUUGGAGGACUGUACAAAUUACAGAAACUGUAUUUAAGCUAUAACUUGCUCUUGCAUUUCCCAUUGGACCUGUUUGUUGGAAAGCACAAGCUGACAGAACUCCUAUUGCUGGACAUUUCCUUUAAUCACAUCCAGUCGAUACCUAUUCAGCGCCUGAGUUCAGUGCCAGCCAAACACCUUAGCGGAGUUUAUCUUCACGGCAACCCAUUUCAUUGUGACUGCACACUGCACUCUAUGCUCAUCUUCUGGUAUCAAAGGCACUUCAGCUCUGUGGUGGACUUCAAAAGUGAGUACACCUGUUUAUUGCGAUCUGAUCCAAGAGGUUACAACAAACAGCCUUUACUGCAUGACAACUUUCUCAACUGCUCUGAAAGCACCAUCAACAGCUCUUUUCAAGCCUUUGGAUUUAUUCAUGAUGCCCAGGUGGGUGACAGGCUGAUCGUUCACUGUGACAGCAGAAUCAGCGAUGCAGGCACACACUUCGUUUGGGUUAGUCCAGAGAAUAAAUUGCUGGAGCCAGACAUGGAGACCAACAAAUUUAGGGUGUUUCAUAAUGGGAGCCUGGAGAUAAUUGAUGCCCAGCUAGAGGACUCUGGGCUGUACUCCUGCACUGCAAUAAAUAAGAAAAGACUAUUAAAUGAAACCAUAGAGGUUAGAAUAAAUGUCAGCAAUUUCACAGUUAACAGGCCUCAUGCUCAUGAAGCAUUUAAUACAGCUUUUACCACCCUUGCUGCCUGCGUAGCCAGUAUUGUUUUAGUACUGCUUUAUCUCUACCUGACCCCCUGUCCGUGUCAAUGUAAGACAAAGAGGAGGAAGAGGAAGCUGAACCAAAGCAGUGCCCACACAUCCAUACUGAACUCCACACCGCCCCAAGAGCUGCCUGCUGAUGAGAAGAAGGCCAGCACUGGCAAACGAGUGGUUUUUCUGGAACCCGUACAUGAACCAAAACACAGUCAGAACGGGAAAGUAAAACUGUUUCCUAAUGACAAUGUCAUUGCUGAGAGUAUCUUAAAAACUACUCGAACAAAAUCCGACUCUGAUUCUGUCAACUCUGUGUUCUCAGAUACACCUUUCAUGCCAUCAACUUAGUUUGCUGCCUGUAUUUGUAUUGUGCCGUUACAUUUCUGAAUACCUCCUUUGCUUGUAGCAACUAUCAGGAAAAAGAAAUAAAGAGAGAAAAUGUUUUAAAAAAAGCAUCUAUUGUCUGUUCUUGAGCUUCGACUCCUCUGUUUGUGAGUACAAGUGACACCUUGCUUGAGAAAAGCCAACAGGAUGACAUUGACAUGAGUAUUUUCAGUGCAAUCCUAGGCUUGCCUAUUAAUCUCUGGGACACACGCAGCCAUCUCUCAUCCACAGUUAGUGCUGCUUCCAGUGCAUACAGUCUCGGAGCAGAGGCUGACCCCACACAAGGCUCACAGUUGUUCUGAGCAUCCUGCUCAUCUACAGGGACCACAUAAGCAAACUUAGGUGGCUAUGGAGGAAAGUGUGUAGCUUUCCUCAAGUUCCUCUUACAGGCCCACUUUAAAAUCAUUGAGGAAAUGUGUUUUCCAAGACUGAUCUGAACAAAAAGAUUAGACUUGCUCUCAGGAUGCCUAGCAGUACAGGAUAAAUAUUUAUGGCCGUCACCAUAUUUGCCAAUAACUGUUUGAAACCCUUAAGGGGAGGGGAUGUUGUAUUCAUUUUACUUACAACUUAAUCGAGGAAUUACUCAUGAAAACUGCUUAUAUUGGUUUUUAAAUAUAUGCAUGAAAAAACUGGUGAAAGUUAACUUGCUAUAUUUUAGUUGUAUUAGUAGAGGAAUAAAAGUUGUCAGUUAUUAGAACUCAAGCUAAUCAUCAGGAACUCAUUAAGCUGUGAUAACCUGAUUGCUUGUUAUCAGUUGUCCUAUCCCACACUGCUCACAGUAUGCAUGAUGUCACAUACGGUGAACAAGCUUGCCACUGUCCCCAGGGCUCCUGCUUCAUCUUAGGGGUGGAUCACUACUGCUUAGAGAUAAUUUCGCAAUGUGAGGGUAGAAUCUCAUUUUAUUUCUUCAUUGUGCAGCUUUCCAUCAAUUUCACAAAAUUUGCUUCCCUGAUUAUUUAUUUAUUUUACUGAAGGAGGAAAUGCACUCUUUUGAUACAUUUCUUUAUAUUACAGAAUAAUUUUCUCACAGUGAAUUCAGAAAGUGUGGUUUUUCUCUAGACUUGGCCCUGUCUUAUAUGUACUGCUUCUCUCCUUGCCCAGAUGCAUCACUGCCAAAGUUUAUGAACCCAGUAAAAUUAUCCCAGGUUGAUCAUGCAGCAUUGGUUAUGUGAAGUGUUAUGUUAUUGUAAAGAAUAUACUGUUAUCAUUGCAAUUUCCAUUUUUUAUUUAAAGUUUGCUUACCUUCAGACUGGGCAGGACUUUGCCUGUUUUUCUCACAUUGAAUGCUGCCAACUUCAAAGGAGUUUUACAAAGAAUUACAGCUUGCUAAAGAAAAUUGGAGUGUAUCUGACUCAUUAUGACUUUGGGGAAUGUACUGAAGUGGAAAAGGAUGAACAAAAUCAGUCAAAGGACCAUAUGACAUGGCAACUGUAAUUUAUUCUUCUGACACUUACCAUAAUAUUCACUUGCAUUUUUUGUGAUUUCUUUUGAGAGGCGUGUCAUCAUGCUCAAGCUUACAUUCAUCCUAGCCAAAGCUAUUAACAAUUGAUUUGUUAUGGAGAAGUCCUGUGUAGCUAAUUGUCUGAAAGCAAGCAGGCUGGAAAACAGUUUAGAUCAGGAAAUGUUAUUGCUGUGAUGUGCACAAUGUACGUGGAAGUAAAGAACUGCAAGAGAUUUUGAUUCAGCUAUUCAGGGAAAAGUAAGAUGGAAAUUCCUUUUCCAGGAGCAGAAUAAUGUGUAUUUAGAAGAGAAAGAUCAUCAUGGUUUGGGUCUUUUACUUAUGCAUUUAUUUACGUAAAUUUAAAACAGCUUCUGCUAUUGAGUAGUGUUUUUUAUCUGCUUAUGGGCAUUAACACAAAAUCAGAAAGUUUACAUGUAAGGUCUGAUGUAAAAAAACAUUGAUUAUCUUCACUGAAAUCAGAGAUAUAGUUUGGCCAUCUGUUGAUGAGGGAAAGUCCUGACUUUUAAGACCCUGUCUCCUUCUCAAGAUUCUUUAUUGUGAAGACUUUAAUUAAGCUGCAUGAUCUGCUGCUGUGCUCUCCAAUUCGUGCAAAGAGGGGACCAUGGGACAGGGCUGAAACUAUGAAGAGACAGAGCAGGAAACUGAGGCAAAUAUUCCUAGGGAAAGCUGAGCAUAUCAGUUACAGCUCUGGGCAGAUGUUAUGAUCUGUUGUCAUACAUAACAUUAAUUGACCCGGAUUUCUGUGUUUACAAGAGCUCUGAUGGUCAAUUCCAAGUUGGCCUGGAAAAGCAAGCAGCCUGGUGCCUGUGUGGCUGCCUGCCAGCUCUGCUUCUCUCCUCUGCGGCUGGGCUGGGCAUAUGACCGCUCCCCCACUCAUGUGACAGUGACACUGCCUUGAACUAACGCAGCUUUUAGAAACUCCAGAUAAUCUUAAAAAUAAA
This is a messenger RNA of Lagopus muta (rock ptarmigan), 5314 nucleotides long. RefSeq names its product adhesion molecule with Ig like domain 2 (gene AMIGO2). NCBI's taxonomy places the organism in Eukaryota, Metazoa, Chordata, Aves, Galliformes, Phasianidae. The record is from RefSeq and is a predicted model, not a curated record. The transcript is spliced from 2 exons. The coding region runs from base 1310 to 2875 and encodes 521 amino acids. Gene Ontology annotation, biological process: brain development. Gene Ontology annotation, molecular function: protein binding.